Messenger RNA from Bicyclus anynana (squinting bush brown), 9793 nucleotides. RefSeq lists its product as uncharacterized. Gene Ontology annotation, cellular component: cytoplasm. The record is from RefSeq and is a predicted model, not a curated record. Bases 162 to 3449 code for a protein of 1095 amino acids. Gene Ontology annotation, biological process: peptide catabolic process; proteolysis. The transcript is spliced from 27 exons. Lineage: Eukaryota; Metazoa; Arthropoda; Insecta; Lepidoptera; Nymphalidae. Gene Ontology annotation, molecular function: metalloaminopeptidase activity; peptide binding; zinc ion binding.
UCGAAGUGAACGUGACUGUUUUUCACAGUAAAACCGCAUUUUACGUGUGAAAAAAAAGUUGUGUGUUUUAAAAUAAACAAUUGAAUAUAGUGCUCGCAUUGUGUGUGUAUCUUUUUUGUGAGUUUUAAUACAGCUAGCUGCCGGCAUGCCGUGGUCGUGAGAUGGACGGUAUUCAGAUGGAGCCCAUCGGCAAGUACAAGGCCGACCGCAACGGCUCCGCUAAGGCGGCCGCUUGGCGUAACAUGGUGGAUCAAGAUCUGGAUGACGUAGCGUUUUUGGCUGACACGGACAAAGCCCGCGAGGCGCGCGAGCUCGGCGACGCGCCAGUCGCGGUGUGCUCCCAGCGUCGCGCGAUAUGUCUCGCCGCGUUAGUCUUAGCCGCGAUGCUGUCCACCGCGCUGCUGAUAGUGUACGCCACUCCACAACCCGAUUGUCCGUGCGCAGCAGAAGCAGAACUAUUGCCUGGUCAACCUCCCACGGGGUCGGAAGAGAACGCCACCGCUGCCAACAAAGAGCGUAUAGCCAGCAAUGGGAUGGUGUUUCCAUGGCGCGGCGCGCGACUGCCCACGUUUCUGAUCCCCAAACACUAUAGUCUAUGGCUACAUCCCAAUUUGACCACGGGAGAACUAAGAGGCGAGGUGUCGAUAGACUUCAAGGUGGACCGCGACACGCUGUUCGUAGUGCUUAAUGUGCGUGACAUGAACGUGACAGAACGCGUGCUGUUCCGAGCUGGUGGCACGUUUGGGCCUAAAGUGGUCAAGACGUUGGACUACCCGCCCGCUGACCAGACCUACAUAGAGUUUAAGGAGAAACUGCGGCGCAAGUAUAACUACACGCUGAGUUUGCGUUUCAUCACCAAACUGGACCGAAGCGACAAACAGCGUGGCUUCUUCUUGGCCGGCACACACAGACAUCGCUGCGCAAUCUCCCGUUUCUGGCUGACUCACGCAAGAUCAGCGUUCCCGUGUCUGGACGAGCCACACCUGCGCGCCACAUUCAAGCUGACGGUGGUGCGGGACCGGUUCCACGUGUCUCUCACCAACAUGCCCAUCGUGGCCACUGAGGAGGCUGGCUUCUACUUGGGCCAUCGACUGCUCCAAGACGAAUUCGCGGUGUCCCCACCAAUGUCCCCCCACAUGAUGGCGCUGGCUGUCUGCCGCCUGCAGCGGAGGGCGGCGCCCCCCCUGCCUUCGCACAACGGGUCCGAGCCCACGGAGGCGCCGGACGAGCUGGCGCUACCACCGCCAGAGGUCAGCCUGUACAGCGACCAGCAGGUCAUACUGGACGAGGCUGGUCCAUUGCUGGAGUGGGUGCAGAAGACGAUUCAGCUGUUCGCGUACGAGCUCAACACGUCGUAUCCGUUGCCGAAGUUUGACAUCGUGGUGGUGGAAGGCGGCACCCAGUACUCCGAGGGUUGGGGUCUGAUCACGCUGGCGCCGUCCAUGCUGAGCGACACCAAGGUUAUAGCCAGGCUCUUGGCGCAGCAGUGGUUCGGAGGGCUGGUCUCGCCUCGCUGGUGGAGCGCCCAGUGGCUGCUGGAAGCGCUGACGUCAGUGCUGGGAGAGCGAGCUCCCGCGCUGGGGGGGGCGCCAGCAGAGCGGGAGCAGGAUGCGCUACUGCUGGACCAUGUGCUGCCCGCUCUCAGACUGGACUCCAGCAACUCGGUGCGAGCGGUCGCGUCGCCGAGACUGGAGCGAGCUGACAUUGAGUCUGCUGUUGAUGAACUGUCCUUGCACAAGGGCGCCGCGAUCGUGAGUAUGGCCAUAGAGGCAGCGGGGCAGGAGGCGGGACGCGCGGCGCUCGCGCGACUGUUGCGCGACCAUCGCUCGGCCAGCGCUGACGCCAGGGAUCUCUGGCGUGCGCUACAACAUGACGGCACGGAUGAAGCUCCAGCCCACGCGUGGGACGGCUGGUGCGAGCGACCCGGGUACCCGCUGCUCUGCGCCAGGAUCUCCGGCAGCGACGUGGUACUCAAGCAGGAACGGUUCGUGAUGUCUGCGGAUCCUCCCGACCCUGAGCCGCCGAUGCUGAACCAUCUCCUCACCCUGGAGCUGAGAGCUGAAUUGGAUGAGCUGUUUUUUGAACCAGAAAACUUCACAGAAAUAAUAGAAGAGGACGUCAACGCGACAACGACCACGCCGCCCCCGACCACGACCACCAAAAAAACCACAAUAAAGACAACGAAAGCACCGCCCGCACCCAAGUGGGUGAUACCGGUCACCUUCUCAGUGGGCCCCCUGGUGACCAGAGACGAGUUUGUCAACGAGACGAUACUUCUGAACGCAACUUCUGAGCAUCCGCCUUCUAAGGUGACCUGGUACGAUAUAGUGCAAGCGAACGACACAAAAGCGUCGAGGUGGUCAGAAAAUGUUACAUAUCUUGUGUGGAUGAAUGAUACGGAAAUGGUGAUACCGGAGCUGGGUAAGCACAAGUGGGUGCGGUACAACGUCGGUGCGCGCGGGCUGUACCGCGUGGCACCGCAAGACCGGAACGCUGGCGAGUCAGCGGAGGAAGCGGCACUGCGUGCAGCAGCGCUGUACGAGAGCGGAGCGCCAGCAGAACGAGCCUUGCUGUUGGAUGACGCCUUCGUGCUGAGUCGUGCUGGUCGGCUACCGGCCAGUAGAGCUAUCGCUGCCGCUGCACACCUGACCACGGAGCGCCACUGGGCGGUGUGGCGCGUGGUGGUCAGCCACCUGUCGUGGUGGCGCGAACUGCUGCGCGUGGCGGCGUCCGGUCCGCACCUGGAGGCGCUGCUGGCAACUCUGCCGCCCGCUCUGCCGCUGUACUCGCAGCAAGAGCUGCUAGAGACAGCCAUCGACGAGGAUCAGCUAUGGCUGAGCGGCGCGCUGCUGUCGGCGGGGGUGGAGUGGGGCAACGAGAACGUGACGCAGCAGGCGCUUGAGCUGUUCGACGCGUGGCUCGCGGAGAACGAGUCCAUCCCAGAGAUAUACCAGCAGGCUGCGCUGACAGCGGGCGUCAGGCAGCGUGGAGCGACAGCGUGGGCGGCGUGCUGGCGCGCGCUGCUUGCGUCGCAGGCAGCGCCGCGUCCGCUUUACUCGCAUACUGCGCUGCUCGCCGCGCUCGCCUCGCCGAGAGACGACUGGCUGCUUUACAGGUUCGCGUACACGGUGCUGUCGAGCGAGGCGCAGCGCGGCCGCGAGUGGAAGACGUGGGUGACGGCGCUGUGCGCGGGCGUGUGCAGAUGGCGCGGCGCGGCCGGCAUAUGGCGGAUACUGCACAUGGCGCCACUGCCGCCGUCAGCGCUGCAAGCGGCCGCGCGCUGUCUCCACCAGCCCGGGGAUUAUUAUAGGUUUAAAGAACUGUUCGGUGAACAGAAAGGCGCGUCUCUCGCGCUCGACACCAUCGCACUGAACGCGGCGUGGGUGACGCGCGCCGACGCGGACUUGCUCGCGUACUUCAACUCUGUUGGCAAGAAGAAUGAGUACUAAAUUAUUCGCACAUUUCAUUCAUUAUGAAUAGCAAUGAAUGUUAAUUCAUAAUUGACGUUUAUUUGUAACUGUGUUACGAUGUAUGCGUUUUAUGUAAUGCGCGUUAACGUGGACCUGCAGGGUUAUUAUACGUAUGUGUAUCAUUCAAAUAAUCAGUCACUUCAUCGUAUAACAUCGUAUUUUCGUUUUUGCAAUAUAACAUUGUGUUUUCAUCGAAAUGGCACAAGUAUAGUAGUGGUAGUAACAAGUUUUAACUUUAUUUUCAUCUAAAACUGGUAUUUACUUAAUUUCGUUGAAAUAAUCAUGUUAGACGAUCGUGAAAACAAAAAAUCACUGCCAUUUUAUGUGAAAUGGUGCAGUUAAUGUUAUUUCGGUGAAAUAACUAUUUUAGAUGAUAACAAAAUCAAAAAUACGAUGAAAAAUAAUGUAAUGACUCAUUGUUAGAAUGGUACACCGUGAUACAUAAUAGGCCCGCUGGAAAGCUUUAAAAAGGUCCAUUCAUAACGAUUCAUGAUGAACUUUAAUUCAUGUUUAUUAUGAAUUAAAGUUCAUUCAUAGUGUAACUUAGUGUCCAGAGCGCGAAAUGUCUGCUCCGCGCAAACCUGUUCAGUAUUCAAUUCACCUUUGUUAGUAAGAAAAGCGUCUACUUAAUUAUAUUUAAAACAUUCCAUUCAUAAUGAACCUAGAGACAUAAUUUCCUGAUAUUACUGAAUGAAAAUGAUUGCAAAAAAAUAAUAAUAAAUAUCUUUCUUUGAUAGUAAAUUUAAUAUAUCAGUCACAUUCAUUAUCCUGUAAGCUAUUUCCAGUGCCCCAUGUUUGAAGUUAUUCAUUAUUACUUAGCAAUUAAGAUUUUUUUUCGUCUAAUUCUGAGAAAUAUAAUUAUGAUGAUUUUUCAGAGUUUAGUAAUAAAACAUAUUUAUUUAGCAUUCAAGAAUGCUAAAUUAAAUAUGUAGGUAUUCGUUUUAAAAUAAAUGUACCUACGUAAUUUAUUUUUAGUAACUAAAUAAAAUUUUAAGCUGUUCUUGCUUAUGUUUUAAAAUCUAGGAAAGAGGAAAUCCGUUUUAUUUUUGUUUUUAAUAAGUUAAUCUAGUUUAUCUACAUAUCUUUAUCAUGUAGAUUUUCGGAAACCACGACAAAAAAAGUAAAAAUGGGUUUCAAAAUAACGUUUGAUUUUUAUAUUUUUCAUCUCGUACAAUUUUGAGAUAUCUCACAAAUAAAUGUCAAGUGUUCAGAUUAGUUAGAUCGCAGUAAUUAAACUAGAUGGCGCUGUAUUUUAUUUUUAGUUAAAAUAAUUUUAAGUAGACAUUUUAGGUUAUUUUUUUUUUAUUAGAGAAGUCUUCUUAGGUUAUAUUUUUGAAUAUGAUAAACGCCAAAUUAUAAAAAUCUAGUCAUUGAUGUAUUUGUGUUUGACUGUGGAAGUCGGUAUAUGUUUGGUUAUUCUUAAAGACAAGGUCUUCACGGUCAAUAAAUAUAGCAAAAGUCAGUACCAUGACAAAAAAAACUGUAUCUAAAAACAGCAAUAAUUAAGAAACUGCUCUUCUUUUUUCUAGUAAAAUCAGAAUCAGUAUAAACAAAGUAGGUAGUAGAAGAAGAAGAAGAAAUAUACUUUAUUGUACACUAAAAACAAAAAUAGACAAUAACUUAUAAUAAAACUUAGAAAAUAAUGUACAUUAGGCGGUCUUAUCGCUAAAGAGCGAUCUCUUCCAGACAACCACUGUGAAAGAGAAAAACGUAAGCAGAUGCUGGUACCUAUAUUAACGAAGCAUUUCCCAAUGUUCUUAAGGCUAAAAAACUCAUCUACUACGCUAAAACUGAGAGUAACGCCAUUUUGAAAAAAAAAAUACUACGAGUAAAAGCGCGACAACAGUAUUUCAGUUGUGUUUUAUUGGCGAUACAAGACACAUGCAAUAUUUAUUGACCGUUUGAGCUUUCCAUUAAAACGCCUUUCGAUAGAAUAAUACUCGUACUAAUAGAAACUAGCUUGUUACUAUCGUGAAUUGAGAUAAUAUAUACAUGUAUAUAUAAGUAUUUAUAUUUAACACAGUUAAUCUUGCACAAGUAAAUAUUUAUUACUGCAUAUCAUUGUAAUCAUUAAUUCUUCACCUUCUAAUAGACUAAGUGCCGCGCGGCCAGACCUUUGUCAUUAUAGAAAAGCUGAAAGUAUAAUGUUAAUGCUCUGUGGUCUCAGACCAAUUAUAGAAGGACCUGUAUCGCACUCAUAGUCCAGAACAAAAUUGUCUGCCAUUUUCUGAGCAAAACGAGCUUAGAUUUGGUAUAUAUCUUAUACUAAACUAAAAGUUUUUGCCCGUUUUUUACACAAUUCAAUUCAAUUACACAGAAAGGUAUUUUUAUGGAGCUCUUUAACCGACGAACACGAUUACAACUAUUUAACAUCGAUUCUAUAGAGACAGUUUUUAUAAUCGCAUUAGAUCGUUGAUCAUAUACUUUGACAGAAAAGUUACGUCUAGCGAGGCAGGUCCUAUACAAUAAUUGGUCUGAGUCUGUGGUAUAACGAGCAAAAAAGCACGUUAUUUAUAUGGAAGUCCCGUGAAAUAUUUAUUUUGUUUUGAUUUUAGUAUUUGUUGAUAUAGCGCCAACAUCAUACAUCACCUGCGAAAGGGUCAACAAUCAUACUAUCACGGUUCAUGAGAAUCAGCUUGGUGUCAAACGGACAGACAGAGGAGUCCUGUUUUACCUUUUGAGUGCUGAACUCUAAAAAUACGUUUAAUACUUAUUUGGAUGGUUGAUUUAAUGAUUGGUUGACCUUUAAUCAUGCUAUCGCCUAAGUCCUUACACAGUUGCCAACCGUACUUGCUGGUAGGAGCAUGCAAAACUUUCAGCUUUUGUAAGACAGUCUCUGAAUCUAUAUGCAUUCCUAGUACCGUAGUUUUCAUAAUUCAAACAGAAUCUAAUAAGAAGAGUCUGCAAAAUAUCUCAACAGUUGAUCUUAAAGAAAACAGUACCGAUUAUUUUAUUCCACGAAUAAUAAGAAAAUCAUCUUUAUCUCAAUAGUAUCUCUAAAAGUUAUUUUUCUAUCCAAUGUAAAAUCCAGAAGGACCUGCAAAAAGCUAUGCUUUUUACUCCAAAAAAUGUUGCAUUGUUUUAAUAUUAUAUGAAUGGAAAUACUUAAUUAUAGUGAAAUAUAAAGUACAAGUUGUAUGCUAGGAGUGCUAGAUUUUUGGUCCGAAGGCGAAUCAAAUUAUCUUAUCUUUAGGCUUGAUUAAUUGAUUUGCAAACAUUGAUAUUAUAAAUUAAAAUAUAUAUUUUUGCAUAAAAUGAUAAUUAUUGUAAUUUGAAUUUAAAAAUCUUUAGAUUUUUGUGUGAUUUCGAGUGUAGAGUGCGAGCGUUUAAAUCUAUCGCAUGAAACUCAUUAUAGUGAACUUGAAUUUUGGAUGGAAUUAUAAGAGCACCAAACAAAAGAAAACACAAUCCGUGGAGCUGUUUUAAAGUAAUACCAUUCUAAUUCAAGUUUACUUUUACGUGAUCGAAUAAGUACUAAAAAUCACACUCGACAUACGAACACGUGUUGUGUUAUGUAUAUUUUUGUUUACUAUAAAUUUAGUAUUGACUUUUAAAUUAAGUGUGUAGGCAAUGCGAAAUAAAUUAUUUCAAUAACAAGCUAUGAAAAUACGUAUACCUACUUAUUAUUACAAAUUUUAAAUUAAAAAAUACAUAAUAACAAAAACUGCCGAACAUACAUUCUGGCUUUAGCGGUCUUUAGGGCUUCCAUUCAGUAACUUUCAAAAUUGUAAGUAAGUCACUUAUGGUAAUGAACUUGCACAAAGUAAAACCUGCUUCUAUUAAAAUAAUGAAGUUCCAAUGUAAAUGUCAAAACAAACAUACUCUUUACCUUUCGAUAGUCACGGAAAUACGAUGACUUUACAAAAUAUACUACUAUUUUUAUUAUUAUGUAUUUUUUAAAAGACAUUUUACUCUUGUGUGAAAAACAAAGUUAUUCAAAUUUUAACUACAAAUUAUUAAUGAUUUUGAUUACUUGUAUAAAACUACGAAAGGACAGUUAGAUAUGUUCUUUGUAGAUAUAGUAUGUGGUUACAUCAAUUUAUUUGUAUAGCCCGACCAGAAAAAUAAAAACGCGGACAAAAAAAACCUAAUUUCUUCUUCAAACAUACUAAGGUUGCAAUGAAGUUAUAAUGAAAAAGUGAUAGUGGCUCCCCCAGACAAGGGUUUUUUUAUAUUUUUGGUCAGACUAUACUUCAAUUGUACUAAAUAAUUAAUUAUUUGGGUCUUUGCAAUCAUGUUUGAUUAAUAUUUGCGUAAGAACUAAGCGCUAAUAAUAUUUUAUUCUUUAUUUAGUUAUCAAAAUUCACAAUAUAGAAAUCUUUAGGUGGAUUUUUGACGAUUAGCGAAAAAGAUCUCUUGUUGUAGAGAACACGUAUAGAAAAAGAAAAAUCUUUUGUAUAUUUUUAUAAAAAAAAUAACGGAGAAACUUUUUAUAUCGAAAUUUUUCUAAAGUUGACUUUUUAAUAUAUUCCGACCAGUACAUAGUGAAUUAUAGUGAAAAAAAGUAUCAAAAUCGGUUGUGCGUUGUAUAGCUGAUUGGUGUUGAUACACUAAAAAAUUAAUUAUACAAAAGAGGUAGCUUUCGGAAAUAUUUAGGUAAUUGGUAGGAUUUUGAAGCGAAUCAAGUAAAUACAGUGAAAAUCACGUACGUCGAAAACUUAUAAUUUUAAGUGUAGUAUUACAUUAUAAUCUGUUUUUAAUAUAUUUUUAAGUUAUAAUUACUCGUAAUACCUAUAUGUAAUUUGUUUUAUGGUGAUUGUAUUUUGUUAGGUACAUUGUUUUAUUAAUUCAAAAUGAUUUGGUUGGACUAAAAAAUUAUAGUUCGUGCCUGAGCUGCACAAUUUUCUGAACUUUAUGAGCUGGUGUCAUAAUAUGGUGUCGUAAUAUGGUGUCUAGGUUCUUUAAAAUAGUUUGUGUCACACAUAAAUGGCACAACACAGAACACGAGGCAUAUGGCUGCUUAAUGUGUAAAAACAUAUCUCAGUGGAGCUAUUUUACUUGCGCUAUUCAGCAUGUUACAACUUCAGAGUGGAUUACAAAUUUGGCGCAGAUUCUUAAGAGUAAGGAGUAGGAGGAACAUUUUUCUUAUUUGGAUUUAGCGUUCGCUUUUAAAUGAGAAACUAUAGUUCAAAAUAUGACCAAAAUAUUGCUACAGGGUCAGUCUUUAACAUCAGUGCAGUUCAAACAGAGAUAUGACAAGAACUACCCUCCAUAGUUUGAAUAUUUAAUUAUGGAAGUGUAGAGCUGUGAUAAAAUAAAUGAAAUAUAUGUGUAUAGCUGAACCUUCAUAAUAGGCUAAUAUAAAUAAAUUGUUCUUUUUUUUCCUCCUUACUUGCGCGAUACCUUCUAAAGUAUGGCAGUGUUCAAUUUAUUUUCCUUAUUUCUUUGUAGUAUGUGCGUGAUUUAACUCUGUACUAUCUUGAAAAAAAGAACAUCUUUUCAUAGUGAUUGUCGCGAAGUGAAUUUUGUUUGUACCGUGUUCACAUGUAUCUACUCCGUCAAAGUAUACAUUUAUAGUCUUCGUUAGGUAGCUCUCACACUUGACGUAAAGUCUGAUAAUUGUAGAAUGUGGCAAUUGUGAUUGCAGUUACGUUGCACUGGACUAAAAAGAUAAAACUCUUGUUAUAUUGCAGUAAAAAGAAGGACAUAGUUUUUUUAGUGAUGCGUUAUCUCAAUUUCGGAUACGUCAAAGUUAGUGAAUCAGCCUGCUGGUGUCAAGUUCCAGAAGCCUCGAUCGAUUUAAUAUUAACGUCGUUUGCUGAGGCAAUGUCAUAGUAAACUGGCAUCCUUAUGCUGUGCAUACGCCCUACAUCUAUUCGUCAUCAACCCAUAUUCGGCUCACUGCUGAGCUCGAGUCUCCUCUCAGAAUGAGAGGGGUUAGGCCAGUAGUCCACCACGCUGGCCCAAUGCGGAUUGGCAGACUUCACACACGCAGAGAAUUAAGAUAAUUCUCUGGUAUGCAGGUUUCCUCACGAUGUUUUCCUUCACCGAUUGAGACACGUGAUAUUUAAUUUCUUAAAAUGCACACAACUGAAAAAUUGGAGGUGCAUGCCCCGGACCGGAUUCGAACCCACACCCUCCGGAAUCGGAGACAGAGGUCAUAUCCACUGGGCUAUCACUGUGCUAAUCACAGAAAAAUACGAGAACAUUUUAGCGAACAUUUCGUCGAGCGUUCUGGCGGGCUGGCAGUAAGUUAAUUUAUAGAUGACUUUACGUCAGGUAUGGACGCUUCCUUAGUGUUAUAUUUUAAAUAUGAUUGUAAAUUAGUCCUAAGACCCUGUAAAGAUUUUGUAUGUGCUUUUGUAAUAAACUUUCCUGAUGUA